Messenger RNA from Paracoccidioides brasiliensis Pb18, 717 nucleotides. RefSeq lists its product as uncharacterized. The transcript has 3 exons. Bases 1 to 717 code for a protein of 238 amino acids. The record is from RefSeq and is a predicted model, not a curated record.
AUGGCCUCAUCACUGGCAGAACUUUGUGAGCAAGUCAAAAGCCUUCUUCCUGAAGACCUCCGAGACGACCGGUGGUAUCUGCCUACGGCUGCUGGCCUGGUUGCUUCCGGGAAACCAACCGAACUAGGGAAUCUGUACCAGUACAUAUUAGACACAGAAUUUCCCAAUCUUACCGCUGCGCAGGAGCGGAGGUUAGCAUCACGGUUCAGUGACCUGCUCAUGAAAGAAUGGACACUUGUCGGCAUCCCGACUGUUUUGAUGGCAGUCUCCGCGCUGGCCAAGGUUGAGAGAUAUGUGUCCGCAGAGAAUACAGGACUGGAUGAGAAAAGGAAAAACAUUGACUUCGAAAAGGAUAUUACGGAACGUGGAACAAAGCUCAUCGAGCUCCUCUACAAGCAGAAUCUUCAGUCGAUAUUCGACACUUGGGGGUCUUACAGGGAGGAAUUUGUCUGGCUGGAGAAGAGUGUGAUAUAUGGACUGUUCCUAGCUGAUCAGUCCGUCCUAUCGAAAGAGGAAACAUUGCUCGUCACGUUGCCUGGAAUAAUGUGCCAAGGCUGGCCGGGACCUGCAAUGUGGCAUCUUCGUGGCCUGCGGAGGAUAGGUCUGAGUGUGGAGGACGUAGAGAAGGUUCAGCAGGCUGUAGAGGCCGUUGCGGUUUGGGCGGGUAAGUCGGUUGAGGGGUGGCCGAGGGUCACAGAUAUUAAGGAUGAGAUAUAA